AUGUCGAACACCGCUGGUCAGAUCAUCAAGUGCAGAGCUGCGGUUGCAUGGGAGGCUGGGAAGCCGCUGGUGAUUGAAGAAGUAGAGGUGGCGCCGCCACAGACCGGUGAAGUUCGUCUCAAGAUACUCUUCACCUCCCUUUGCCACACUGAUGUUUACUUCUGGGAAGCUAAGGGUCAGACUCCAUUGUUUCCUCGUAUAUUUGGUCAUGAAGCUGGAGGGAUUGUGGAGAGUGUAGGUGAGGGUGUGACUCACCUCAAACCAGGGGAUCAUGCCCUGCCGGUGUUCACAGGGGAGUGUGGGGAUUGUCCACACUGUAAGUCAGAGGAGAGCAACAUGUGUGAUCUUCUUAGGAUCAACACUGAUAGGGGUGUCAUGCUCAAUGACAACAAGUCCAGAUUUUCUAUCAAGGGACAACCUGUACACCAUUUCGUCGGCACCUCUACAUUCAGUGAGUACACUGUGGUACAUGCUGGAUGUGUUGCAAAGAUAAACCCUGAAGCACCACUUGACAAAGUUUGCAUUCUCAGUUGUGGAAUAUGCACAGGUCUUGGUGCUACCAUCAAUGUUGCUAAACCAAAACCCGGUUCUUCUGUUGCUAUCUUUGGACUUGGAGCUGUUGGCCUUGCUGCUGCUGAAGGGGCAAGGAUUUCUGGUGCAUCAAGAAUCAUUGGAGUUGAUUUAGUUUCCAGCCGAUUUGAAUUAGCUAAGAAGUUUGGGGUAAACGAGUUUGUAAACCCAAAAGAUCACGACAAACCUGUGCAACAGGUAAUUGCUGAAAUGACUAACGGAGGUGUUGACCGUGCUGUUGAAUGUACUGGUAGCAUUCAGGCCAUGACCUCAGCAUUUGAAUGUGUCCAUGAUGGUUGGGGUGUUGCUGUACUUGUUGGAGUUCCAAACAAAGAUGAUGCCUUCAAAACUCAUCCUAUGAAUUUCUUGAAUGAGAGGACUCUUAAGGGUACAUUCUAUGGAAACUACAAACCCCGCACGGAUCUUCCUAAUGUUGUAGAGAAGUACAUGAAAGGGGAGCUGGAACUGGAGAAAUUCAUUACUCACAGAAUACCAUUUUCAGAGAUAAACAAAGCUUUUGAUUACAUGCUCAAAGGGGAGUCUAUUAGGUGUAUCAUCAAAAUGGAUGAGUAA
This is a messenger RNA of Vicia faba (fava bean), 1143 nucleotides long. NCBI's taxonomy places the organism in Eukaryota, Viridiplantae, Streptophyta, Magnoliopsida, Fabales, Fabaceae. The record is from the annotation of a GenBank genome assembly.